Molecule: messenger RNA, 6515 nt
Organism: Mytilus trossulus (common blue mussel)
Lineage: Eukaryota; Metazoa; Mollusca; Bivalvia; Mytilida; Mytilidae
Exons: 3
Coding region: 133-6222 (2029 amino acids)
Biological process (GO): siRNA processing
Cellular component (GO): nuclear RNA-directed RNA polymerase complex
Molecular function (GO): helicase activity; RNA-directed RNA polymerase activity
Source: RefSeq, a predicted model, not a curated record
CUUUCACUUUCACUGACUUAGCCUGAUUUCAGAAAAUCCCGAUUUGAAAAGAAACUGACAAGUUGUGUUACGAUGGAUGGAUACAAGGUUUAUUUACACUGACAAUGUUGUAACAUAUUUCGAUCGAGAAACAUGGUGCUAGUUUAUUUCUGUGGAGAUAACCAGGAAGAGAAGACGUAUUUAUUGAAGGAUUUCAAAAAAGCAACCAAGAAGAAGCCAGAUCUUAUACCGGAAGUACAUAGCAGACAGGAAAGAACCAAUGGAGGACAUAACAAAACCGUUCAGUACUGGGAAAACGUCAUAGAACAACAUCAUGAACAGCUUAGAAAAUGCCAUGGUAACGAUACCAAAGAUUAUGUAGUAAUGUAUGGGAUCAUUGAUAUCUUAGCUGACGCGGUAGUCUCCCUUGAUGGAUAUGGUUUUCAGAAUCUCCUCGAUAGAAGCAGUAAAGUUGGUCAGUUAGUUCAACAAUGUCAGUCUUCCCUUGUGUUUAUGUUACCUUACCAACAAGACAUCCGUAGUAUUGGCCGAGCAAGUACCAAUCAAGACCGAAUCCUUCGAAAUAACCGUCCGAAAGCAACAGGAAGUCAACAAAAUGACCAGACUGAGAAAUACCACACAAUCAUAACAAUGUACUCGAUACCUUAUCUAAAACUCGGUUAUUGUGAAACAGGUGCACAUGAACAGUUCAAAGAAGACACACCGUUAAAUAAGACCAAUACCAAUGAAUCAAGGAUUGAGCUUAUUAAAUAUGCUGUCAAAAAAUACACUUUUCCUCUUGAUACGUCACGUUUUCGGAAGAAGGACAAGAAGAAGCCUAUCAGACAUAGAACUACCGAAGACAGUGAUCACGUGACAACAAACUUCCUGUUUAUUAAACCAAUGAGAAAGAACGACGAAAGAAUUGCUAUACGAACUAUUAACAUUAAAGAAGACACUUAUACAAAUGACUGGGUCAUCAUUCAAGAAGGCCGUACAAACAGAUUUAUUACAAGAUAUCCACACGCAAGGGAAAAAAUGGUUCAGCUAUAUUUUAUUGUUAGCGUUCGGACUGAAAUUGUCAAGAAAAUGUUAAUUGGCACGGUUACUGUAAACGGUUUAAAUUAUGUAUAUCUGGGUUGCAGUAGCGAAGGACUAAAGCAAAGGAAAUGUUUUAUGUGGCAGGGAACACAACAGGAAGUGACGUCGAUUAUUCAACAAAAUGGCGACUUCGAUCAAAGUGCCGUUUCAAAACGAAUGGCGAGAUUUGGGCUUCUUUUUUCGGAAGUGAUGAUGACAAGCAUAGAGAUUCAAAGCGAUCAAAUAAUACUCGAAGAUGACAUUGUAAGUGAUUGUAAAAGAUAUAACUUUACUGAUGGGUGUGGAUCGAUAGGUUUGGAAAUGGCACAGCGUGUGACCGACGAAAUAAACCGUAUAGAUAACACGGACUUAAUAAUACCCCCGUCUGUAUUCAAAAUACGCUUGCAAGGUUAUAAAGGUGUUUUGACACUGUGUAAAGAAAUAAAGGGACAAAGUAUAAAAAUCAGGCCAUCGAUGAUAAAAUUCGAAACUUCAGCACAUCCUCGGCUUGGUAUUUGUGAGUAUUCAAAGCCAUUCACAUUUGGUCAUUUAAAUCAGCAAUACAUUGCCCUUUUGUCUGGGCUUGGUGUUCCAGAUGAAAUAUUUACAGAUUUUCAGACUGCACAGUUUGAACGUUUGCGAGGGAUGACUGUUAAUUUAGAAGCAUCCAUUUGCAUUCUUCAGUGGCAAAAGAAAUCAGACUUAGCCAGAGUUGUUAUUGACCUUGGGAAGAUGAAUUUGGUCCCGUGUGAAGAAAUGAAAGAACUUAAGAAACUGCAAGCACAGCUUUCCAUCAGUAAAAAGGCAAAGAAAAUUAGAAUUGUUGUACCGAAAUCAAGGUACAUUUUUGGUGUGUGCGACCCAUAUGGCAUUCUAGAAUAUGGAGAAUGCUAUGUUCGAGUAACUGCAACUACCAACGGUCAUGUAAAGAACGUAAGCGGCCCAGUUGUUGUUUGUAAGUCACCUUGUUAUCUCCUUGGCGACAUCCGGGUAUUGAAAGCAGUUUCGGACAUGGAUAAACCGGAGUUAUCAAAAUUAAGUCAUCUAGUAGAUUGUAUUGUUUUUCCAAUACGAGGCCCACGACCCCACCCAAAUGAGACGGCAGGAUCAGAUCUAGAUGGUGACAUGUUUUUUGUUUGUUGGGACGAAAAUUUGAUUCCACCCGUAACACACCAGCCGUACGAUUAUCCGGCAGCUCAGUCGAAACCGGAAGGUCGUGUUACAGUGGAAAAAAUGAUUUCAUACUUCUCUCAGCAAAAUGAAGCACAAAUCAUGACUAAUACAGUCGCAAAAUAUAUCCGAGCAUGGUCAGAUAGAGAAGGUAUGAUGUCAGACAAAUGUGCACAACUCGGGAUGAUGUUUUCAAGAGUAAUUGAUGCGGCCAAAACGGGAGCGCCGAUUAGGAUCCCAUUAGCAUUGCAACCACCAGGUGACAACUCAUCUAAACGGAAGUUUAUAUGGCAAACAAUGGAAACAAAUAGUGAAAAGUUCAGGGAAGCCUUCAGACAUGGUUUUGUGUCUGACGUCAUGUCACACCUUGAUUCAACCGGAAACCAGGAUGAGAGUUCUAACUUGAAACCUAAUUUACCAAAUCUUUCUGAUGAUUUAGUAGAGGAAAUAUUAGACGAACAUCAGUCUAAGAUUAAAGAAUUCGACAAAUUUCGUUUUGCAUGGAUUCAAGCAGAAAAUGUGAAUGAUUCGGACGGAGACAUUUGUGAUUCAUUCGUCAAUAAGUAUGUACAAUACAUUGACUUUUCACAGUUCUCAUUGGAAGAGAAGAGAUAUGCAUCAAAUCUAGGGGUACCAACGGAUAUCAUUCAAAAUUCGAUGAGAAGGUCCAAGUUGCUGAAAAAAGAUGAUUUAGAAUGGUUUAACAUGCAUUCCUCAAGUACUCCAUGGACAUUGUUUUACGAAAAAGAGAAUUCCGAAUUGAACUGGCACCAUUUAGUGAAAGCCAUUACCAGUUUUGACAAUUCAUGUGUUAUGUUAGGGCUACCCGAUGACAUUGUUAUUGUUUUACAAUUUCUGUAUAAGCCGCAGCAAGGAAUGGAACAAUAUAUAUCCCCUGGUUCCCUUUCUGUAGUGUUCUUUUCAAAGAAUUUUGGAUAUAAAUACAGGUAUACAGUUGGGGAAGGUUAUUACAUGGAUUUGACUGACGAUACGCUACAGAUAUAUCGCAACAGAGAACGUACCCAAACAUUUGUUUUCCUCAAGGCGUCAGAUCUUAGAAAAAUUGGAGGAAACUUGUGUUGUGAAGAGAAUAGAAAUGCAUUGAGUGUAGACUUAUCUCGAUUUUACAGGAAUAUUUACAGUAAUGAACGUCCGCAUCCAUUACUCAAUAAAACUCUUCUGACUUCAGUUGAGGCUUUUGUUCGAAAUGAUGAUCCGGAAAACACAGCGUAUUAUGACGUCAUAGAUGCAUCCGGAGACUUCCCCUAUGAAGAACAAACAGAUGUAGAAGAUCUUGAUGAUAAGGAACAAUACUUUGACCUAGAUUCAUUGUUAGACCAAUCAAAUACAAGUAUUCAAGAUCACGUUACCACAGAAGAGAUCCUAGUUCAUCUUAAGCUGGCAGCAGAUCGGUGCAAUAUGUAUGACUUCGAUCAUCUUCUUUCCAAAAUGAAUUUCGAGGAUCAAGAAACUAACAAUACUGUUGUUGAUCUGUUUGUUAUACUGUUGAUUAAUUUCAUUCACAGGACAACUGGACGAAAUGUACCUAUGAAAAUUAAUGAAAGUCUUCACUUUUCUGUUUCUAUUAAUCAAAUUGCAAAAGACACGAUGAAAAGACUUUACAUUGCUGAAUUGCUUUGUAGAUUAAAUCUCCACAGUGUGGCAGGACAGUUUUUAUAUAUCGACGAAAAUGAAAUAACAGUCCAGAGAUUCCUUGAAAUAUUAAACCAUUGGCAACUAUUUUGGUACAUUGGUAUGGAUUUGGCUUUGCGGUUUAUAGACGGAUUAACAAAAAUAACCUUACGUCACAAUCUGACAUCGACGCUGUCAAACGAUCAAAGUCUGAAACUGAGGUAUAUCAUACACAACAGUAGACUUCACUGUCUAGAACUUAUCCACUCUAUAAACAAAUUACAAAAACUAUUAGAACAGAACCCUUUGAAUAGUUUGAACCCUAGCGGUGUAUGUAACCUGAAACUUGACAAACAUGAAGGCUACAACCUAGAAGGAGAUACCGGACUCGCUGAAGGUGUAUGUAACCUAAAACUUGACAAACAUAAGGGCUACAGCCUAGAAGGAAGUUCUGAACACGACGAAGUUGUAACAUUAUAUCGAUCAAAUGCCCUCAGUUACAUUCCAAAGAUUUAUGAAGGACAGUUUGUAACAUUAUUGAGACAUCGUGAUACAGAUAAAAAUCUUAAAUGUACAUCGUACGCAUUGAUUGGACUAGUUAUAAAAGUUACACAGGCGCCAUUUUUCGUUGAGGUGAAAAUAUUUGGUAGACUCCCAGAUACAGUUCAACAAUCUCUCGAAGCUGAACGACUUCAAUUGUGGAAGAUUGAUGUAAUUUCAAACAUUAUUACAUACCAGCGUAUUGUUAAAGCUUUUCAAAUUAUGGAGAAAGACAUUGAAACAAAUGUGAAUGUACCUCUCUUCUCGCUUUUAACAUUUCCUGGAUUUCAUCCUGAAACAUCACCACUUCACAAUGAACAGUUUUGUAAGGACGAAAUAUCACCUGCAUUGAGACAUUCCAAUGCGUCACUUUAUCAAAGGGAUGUAGGAAGUGUCGAAUGGUCCUCAAAGUGCAUCGACAAACAAACACUUGCCAUAGAAACCGCGCUUAAGGAAACAGUGUGCUGUAUAACGGGACCUCCAGGUACAGGGAAAACCACAGUUGCCUGUAGUAUCAUUGAGAAGCUGGUCAGGCUCGAAAGGUACAAGCACUUACUCAUUAUAGCAGAAACAAACCUAGCUAUUGAUAAUAUAGCACGAACAUUACGAAAUAAAGAAUUCAUCGUAAGGGUAGGAACACAAGAAGGAAUAGCACGAGAUUUGUACGAGAUUUCAUUAGAAGGACAAGUAAAUAGAAUAGCUACAAUGGAUGAAAGAAGUAUGACAAUCAAAGAUAAAACUGGAAAAGAACAACGUAAUACAGAAUUAUAUUUGGAAGUUUUAGAAAAAUCAACUGUCAUACUCGCAACUUGUGCUUCUGUUGGUGAUAGACUUCUAGCGAAGCUCAGAUUUGAUUUUGUUCUUGUCGACGAAGCUUCCGUUACUAAGGAGACCACACUUCUUUGUAGUCUCGUUCAUGGAUGUAAACAUUUAGUUAUGAUUGGAGAUUCAAUGCAGCUUUCGCCAUUCGUGACACAAUCACAUGAUUAUAUAACUGAAGAAUCUAGAGACUUACCGGAUGUAUCAUAUUUGUCAAAUACACUUUUCCACAGAUUGAACAGAUGUAAUGGAGUUCCGAGUAUUACCCUAGAUACGCAGUAUAGAAUGCAUCCGGAACUUCUAAAAUUUCCGUCUCGUGAGUUCUAUGACAACCAGUUAUUUUCACAUGACUCAGUUAAAUGUUUCCCUAGUUUCGUAUUUAAAUGGCCAGAUUUGACGAAACCUGUAUGUUUCAUAGAUUCAACCGGUUACGAAAAAUCAAUUGGGUCAUCAUACAAUAACGACGACGAAGCAAUAGUUAUAAACAACGUCAUAGAAACAUUACUUCGUGUCAGUGACAAAGAUGUGGAUUGGUAUUCAAAAAAGUAUGAAGGGCGAAUAGAGGCAUUGUCAAUAAAGCAAAUCACCAUAUUGACGUUUUACCAAGGACAAGUUAAAUGUAUCAAGAACAAAUUGACAGCUCGCGGUGUAAGCGUGAAUACAGUCGAUGGUUACCAGGGAUGUGAAAAUGACGUCAUAGUAGUAUCAACCGUUAGAUCAAACAAACAAGGAAAAUUGGGGUUUUCCGACGACAGAUGUAGACUCAAUGUUCUUUUAACCAGAGCGAGGUUUGGUUUGAUUGUUGUUGGGAACAGUGAAACACUUAAAAAGUCAGAGAUUUGGACACGAUGGUUUCAUGCGUACGAUGCCCCAAUACUAAGUUCACAAGAGUUCAACAUGGUUUCGGUGACACAGCCGGAAUUUACAAGGAAGUACGAGAAGCCUCAUACAAAGAGUGUAUCUGGGAAGAAAACUAAACAAAAAAUUCAUUUUCGACAUUAAUCCAAAUUGUGUGACUAAAAUUAUAAUUGACUUUUAUGUCUUAGAAAAAAAAGCUGUUCAAACAUACAUGGUUUUAAUUUCACUUACCUUCUUGUUAAUCCGUAAAUCGAGAAUGAAUACUGAAAAGGACAAUUCGGAAAUCAUCGCGAAUACAUAAUGAAAAGGACAAUUGAGAAAUCAACGAGAAUAAAUAAUAAAAAGGACACUUGAGAAAUUAUUGAGAAAUCAUUGAGAAAUCAUCGAGAAUAAGAUCAAAUUGAGAAAUCUAGUUGUAUCUGUUGAUCAAAAAUUAA